Microtus oregoni (creeping vole) is the source of this 1910-nucleotide messenger RNA. RefSeq names its product lactate dehydrogenase D (gene Ldhd). The record is from RefSeq and is a predicted model, not a curated record. Gene Ontology annotation, biological process: lactate catabolic process. Gene Ontology annotation, molecular function: FAD binding; D-lactate dehydrogenase (NAD+) activity; D-lactate dehydrogenase (cytochrome) activity. Gene Ontology annotation, cellular component: mitochondrion. The transcript is spliced from 11 exons. Lineage: Eukaryota; Metazoa; Chordata; Mammalia; Rodentia; Cricetidae. Bases 48 to 1502 code for a protein of 484 amino acids.
CUGCCUCCUCCCCUUCCUAGUACUCUCACCUUAGCUGCGGUUUGGUUAUGGCCAUGUUCCUUCGGGUGGCAACCCAGAGGCUGUGUCCCUGGAGGGGCUACUGCUCCAGGGGGUCACAGGGUGGACUCAGUCAGGACUUUGUGGAAGCUCUGAAGGCAGUGGUAGGGAGCCCCCACGUGUCCACUGCUUCUGCCGUCAGAGAGCAUCACGGGCAUGACGAGUCGAUGCAUAGGUGCCAACCGCCCGAUGUUGUGGUGUGGCCUCAGAAUGUGGACCAAGUCAGCCGCCUGGCAACCCUGUGCUACAACCAAGGUGUUCCCAUCAUCCCGUUUGGCACCGGCACCGGUGUUGAGGGGGGAGUUUGUGCUAUACAGGGUGGAGUGUGCAUCAACCUGACCCAUAUGAACCAAAUCAUGGAGCUGAAUACAGAAGAUUUCUCUGUGGUGGUGGAGCCUGGUGUCACCCGAAAAGCUCUCAAUACCCACCUGCGGGACAGCGGCCUUUGGUUUCCUGUUGACCCAGGUGCAGAUGCUUCUCUGUGUGGCAUGGCAGCCACCGGGGCCUCAGGCACCAAUGCUGUGCGCUAUGGAACCAUGCGACACAAUGUGAUCAACCUGGAGGUGGUCCUGCCUGAUGGCAGGCUGCUUCAUACUGCAGGCCGGGGCCGCCAUUAUAGGAAGAGCUCGGCUGGCUACAAUCUCACAGGACUCUUUGUGGGCUCAGAGGGGACUCUGGGCAUCAUUACUUCUGCCACCCUGCGCCUGCAUCCUGCACCCGAGGCCACUGUGGCAGCCACCUGUGCAUUCCCCAGUGUUCAAGCUGCUGUGGACAGCACCGUUCAGAUCCUUCAGUCUGCAGUGCCUGUGGCUCGCAUUGAAUUCCUGGAUGACGUCAUGAUGGAUGCCUGCAACAGACACAGCAAACUGAACUGCCCUGUGGCACCCACCCUUUUCUUGGAGUUCCAUGGCUCCCAGCAGGCAUUAGCAGAACAGGUGCAACGCACAGAGGCAAUCACUCAGGAUAACGGGGGCUCUCACUUCUCCUGGGCCAAGGAGGCUGAAAAGCGCAGCGAGCUUUGGGCGGCACGGCACAAUGCUUGGUACGCAGUCUUGGCCCUGUCUCCUGGACGGAAGGCCUAUUCUACGGAUGUGUGUGUGCCCAUCUCCCGGUUGCCAGAGAUCCUGGUAGAGGCCAAGGAGGACCUUAAGGCCUCAAAACUCACAGGAGCCAUCGCUGGGCACGUGGGUGACGGCAAUUUUCACUGCAUCAUACUGGUCAACCCAGAUGAUGUGGAGGAGCAGAGCAGGGUCAAGGCCUUUGCAGAAAAUCUGGCCAGGCGCGCCCUGGCACUCCAUGGGACAUGCACGGGAGAGCAUGGCAUCGGGCUGGGCAAGAGACAGCUGCUGCAAGAGGAAGUGGGUACGGUGGGCAUGGCGACUAUGCGGCAGCUCAAAGACGCACUGGAUCCCAGAGGUCUCAUGAACCCAGGCAAAGUGCUGUGAGGAACUUGAAAACGCUGGCCUACAAUCCCCAGAAUGCAGAGCCCCUGUUCUCGACCUCCCCUUCAUGCCACUGGCUUUACAAGACAGAAUGACUGACGCUAUCUGUGCCUGCCAGGUGUCUGUGUAGCUGGCUCUCAAGGUGAAGGUCAAGAGGAUGGACUUACAAUACUUUCCUUGCCGUUCUUAGCCUUCUGCUCCAGUAGAAAACCCAGGUGUUUCCCAGCGGAGUUUCUUCCUGGCUGGCAGAGAUGGUGUGGGUCUCCUCCCACUGGUGUCCAGCAUCAUCACAGCUCAUCCUAUACAUAGGGCAGGACCACGCCUCUACAUAGGGAAGGAGCCUUCAUUCCACAGUUAGGCCUUCUCCUUGUCCGCCAAUGCCCAUGAAUGUGAACCCUAUUUGCAGCUGUA